UCUCCUUCAUUCAUUGAUCAUGGAUUCAUCAGCGGCACUCUACAACCACCUCAAGGUUUUCAUUUCCUUUUCUCUCAUCCUCUCUCUUUCUACGUUUCUUCUUCACUCGAAUUAAGCAUAUUCAUCGUACAGUCGGCCGAUCCGUUUUUCUUGCUUGCCGGCCCGAAUGUCAUUGAAUCCGAAGAGCACAUUUUCACCAUGGCCAAACACAUCAAGGCCAUCUCCACCAGAGUGGGUUUGCCUUUGGUCUUCAAGUCGAGCUUCGACAAGGCUAACAGAACAUCCUCCAAGUCAUUUCGAGGCCCGGGCUUGACGGAAGGAUUGAAGAUCCUUGACAAGGUCAAAGUAGCAUACGACAUUCCAAUCGUCACCGACGUGCAUGAAAGCAGUCAGUGCGAGGAAGUUGGUAAAGUCGCGGAUAUCAUACAGAUUCCUGCAUUUCUAUGUCGUCAGACAGACCUUCUUGUUGCAGCUGCCAAGACAGGGAAGAUAAUAAACAUCAAGAAAGGCCAGUUCUGUGCUCCUAGUGUCAUGGAGAACUCGGCCGAGAAGGUUAGACUGGCAGGGAACCCAAAUGUGAUGGUUUGCGAAAGAGGAACCAUGUUUGGAUAUAAUGACUUGAUUGUUGAUCCACGCAAUCUUGAGUGGAUGAGAGAAGCUAACUGCCCUGUUGUUGCUGAUAUCACACAUUCACUACAACAGCCUGCUGGUAAAAAGUUGGAUGGUGGAGGAGUUGCCAGUGGAGGCCUCCGUGAACUAAUACCAUGCAUAGCAAGGACAGUAGUAGCUGUUGGGGUAGAUGGAAUUUUCAUGGAGGUGCAUGAUGAUCCAAGGAAUGCACCAGUGGAUGGUCCAACGCAGUGGCCGCUACGACACUUGGAGGAACUGCUGGAAGAGCUGGUGGCGAUAGCUAGGGCAAGUAAAGGGAAGAGACGUAUGGAGAUUGAUCUGAUGCCAUUUCGCGAUUAGAGAGCAGCUUGGUCUACUCCAGUUCUCCACUUACAGCUGUGAUCCUUCUUGAGAGCAAUCGACUUGGUUUGGACUGUGAUUGAUUUCAUCCUCAGUCUAUUGUAUCAUCAUCACAAGCAACUUCACAACAACACCUUGCUUCUUUAGUAGAUCCCCAACAAUGCCAACUGAUUGUGGCUGUGGGGUUGAGUUUAUUGAAAGGAGCUGAUCAAUUUUUGUUGCAUAUUCUCAAUCAAACAUGGAUGACGGAAAUUAGGAGCGAGUUGCUAUCUAGGACUUUGUUAAUACGAUAUUUUCUGAACUAAAAGUCAUCUAUUUCACCCUGUGAUCACUCUUUGAUAAUGUCAAUGAGAAGAGUUACGUGUGGUGUUCCAUGCUACGGAACACUGACAAUUAUUCUGUUACACACAUCUUUCAUCUCCAUCUCUCGCACCAAAACUACCUAGAAAGCAACGACCCAAAUCCCAACUCAAACAUGGUCUCCAACGUUGAAAAAUAAAAUAAAAAGAACAACCCUACCGUCAAGUGGUCCUAAUUUUUCCGGCCACAUUCCGCCGGCAAGCUGCCGUGAAACCUGUUAGAGUCAUCGCAGUAAUUGUAAAUCAUGUAGUUCUUCUGAACCCAUUGCAUCUGCUUCAAGUCGUCGCCGUCGAUCAGCUCCGACGAGUACCACGGUGCAGUUUUGUCCGGGCAGCUGGAGGCUCCAUUAGCGUAAACGCAGCCGUCGGCGGUGUAGUUAUUAAAAGAGGCCGUGAAGGGAGCCUUGGACCAGUCGGUCUUGACGGAUCCACCGCGAGUGGCCCAGUCGUCUGCGUUCCAGAGGGAUCCGUAGAGCUUCAUGGGCUGGUCCCGUGGGUAAGGGACGUUGUUGUUGGGGUCCACGUUUCGGUACUCCCUGAUGGGCUUCUUGUCCACUACCAGGACAAUAUGGGCCGGGUUCCAUGUGAUGGAGUAGGUGUGGAAAUCGGUGGUCGGGUCGAACCACAAGUAGAACUGUUGCUCGCGGUUUCCCAUCCCUUUCGUGAAGAUGUUCGUGUGCAGGACAUAGGGGUCACCGCUCGUGUUGCCUAGAA
Molecule: messenger RNA, 2042 nt
Organism: Linum tenue
Lineage: Eukaryota; Viridiplantae; Streptophyta; Magnoliopsida; Malpighiales; Linaceae
Source: the annotation of a GenBank genome assembly